Messenger RNA from Anolis sagrei ordinatus, 2979 nucleotides. Lineage: Eukaryota; Metazoa; Chordata; Lepidosauria; Squamata; Anolidae. The record is from RefSeq and is a predicted model, not a curated record.
AGAGAGAGAGAGAGAGAGAGAGAGAGAGAGAGGUAACCUCUGAACAAACCUUAUGAAGAAGACCCUGUGAGAGCUUUGCCCUAGGGAUGCCUUAGGACUGAAAUGAAGGGUCCCAGCACUGGCAAGAACAAGGAAUAAGUAGGAGACAGACAUAUUUCAAGCGAAAUACAUAGACGAAAGGGAGGAUUGUGCCGUUAAAAGAGGGACUUAGGAAAGAGACCAGAAGGCUACGGCAAUACAAAUACCGAGAAGAGGAAAUCCUCUGCUGUUUUGGAGAACAUAUCUGCGAAUCUCUGACAUAAUAUUUAAAUCAUACUUUUAAAAGAAUGGAAAAUCAUCUGUAUCUGUGUUCCACAUCACCCACAGUGAAGAAGCUACAUAAGUGUAUGGACUGUGGGGAAUGUUUCAUGUGGAGAAGUUCUCUUAUUAAACAUCAACGAACUCACACAGGAGAGAAACCGUAUCAAUGCACGGAAUGUGGAAAGAGCUUCAGUCAGAGUGGAGAUCUGCGUUCCCACCAAAGGACCCACACAGGAGAGAAGCCAUAUACAUGCAUGGAAUGUGGAAAGAGCUUCCGUCACAGUGCAACUCUGUGUCGCCAUAAAAGGACCCACACAGGGGAGAAGCCAUAUACAUGCAUGGAAUGUGGAAAGAGCUUCAAUCAGAGUGGAGCUCUGCGUUCCCAUCAAAGAACCCACACAGGAGAGAAGCCAUAUCCGUGCAUGGAAUGUGGAAAGAGCUUCAGUCACAGUGCAGAUCUGCGUUCCCAUCAAAGCACCCACACAGGAGAGAAGGCAUAUCAAUGCAUCGAGUGUGGAAAGAGCUUCAGUCAGAGUGGAGAUCUGCGUUCCCAUCAAAGGACCCACACAGGGGAGAAGCCGUAUCUAUGUAUGGAAUGUGGAAAGAGCUUCAGUCAAAAUGCGCAACUGCAUUCCCAUCAAAGGACCCACACAGGGGAGAGGCCAUAUCAAUGCAUGGAAUGUGGAAAAUCCUUCAGUCAAAGUGGACCGCUGCAUUCUCACCAAAGGACCCAUACAGGGGAGAAGCCAUAUAAAUGCAUAGAAUGUGGAAAGAGCUUCAGUCAGAGUGGAGAUCUGCGUUCCCACCAAAGGAUCCAUACAGGGGAGAAACCAUAUCUAUGCAUGGAAUGUGGAAAGACCUUCAGUAAAAGUGGAUAUCUGCGUUCCCAUGAAAGGACUCACACAGGGGAGAAGCCGUAUCAGUGCAUGGAAUGUAGAAAGUCAUUCAGUCACAGUGGACUUCUCCGUUGUCAUCAAAGGACCCACACAGGAGAGAAGCCAUAUACAUGCAUGGAAUGUGGAAAGAGAUUCAGUCGGAGUGACAGUCUGCGUUCCCAUCAAAGGACCCACACAGGGGAGAAGUCACAUAAAUUCACUGACUAUGGAAAGAGCUUCAUUGGGAGUGGAGAGCUAUGUUUCCACCAAAGGAGCGACACAGGGGGGAUGCCACAUAAUAGCAUUGAAUGUGGAAAUAGCUUCAUUAGGAGUCGAGAGCUCCAUUCCCACCAGAGCUCCCACACAAUGGAGAAGUCAUAUCUCCACUGCUUUGAUAUAUGCAUGGAAUAUGGAAAGAGCUUCUGUUGGAGUGAAAUUCUACAUUCCCAUCAAAUGACACACACACAGCUAGGGGAAGAGACCUGCCUUUGAGUUUUCUAGUUCUUCUAAAAAAAAUCACCAGACAAGGGACCCAUCCCUCAACAGUGUCACAUUGCCAGGGCUCUGCCUUAUUUAGGUAGAGAUGAAUCAAACUCCCAGUUUUAUCAAACAGUUUAAUUAAAACAGCACUUACUUGCUGGCUGGCUGUUUUAAUAGACCAAAAUAUAAAACACAAAGCUAGCACGCAGCUACAGAAUAAACAAAAACUGAUAGCAAAAAUUAACUUCAUAGUCAAAAGGGUCCAGUCCAGUGGUCAAAUGCCGAGAGUUCGAUAAACAAAGUCCAGGGAUCAAGAGUCUAUACCAUAGUCAAAAGCCAGUCCAAAGGUUCAAGGUUCCAGAAUUCCAAGAUUACAAGAAGACAGGUCAAAAAUCCAACAGACCUGGGGGAAAAACCAGCAGCAUCCACCACCAAAAUACAACAGAUACCUUUCUCCCAAAGAUCAGUCUCAAGGUUAGCUCCUUAAAUCCAGUAACACCUAGCUGCAACCCAUCUCCUGCACACCUCCACCCCUAAUUGCUUUCACCCAUGAACUCCCACUUACAGAUUACCAAACCCUCUAGAACUUAUACUCACAUUAACCCUUCCAUCACCAACCACCAUCAACUGCACACCAUAUGACACACAGGCAGGCAAAGAAUGGGAGAAUGGAAGCAAAGAGGAAGGCCACCACCUUGUUCUGUGUGGCCUGGCUUGAUUGCUGCUGGGGGCAAGUUCCCCACAGUAUUGCAGCCAUUUUUAAGGCGUUAACCUGACCUCUGCCUCCUCAAGGAAAGCAUCAUAGACUUCUGGGAUGAUCUGUGAAAGCUUGCUGAAAUGAGAGCAGCUGAGAUCUUAGGAUAAAGGGGUUCUUUAAAAGACGAACUCUUUGGGAGCAGGCAAUGGCAUCCUUCCAUACUGUUGUCCUGAGUCUUGGCUCUAAUGCCCCUCGGUUUCCAUUCUGGACUCUGGCCUUGCUCCUGUCGCCCGCUUCUGGACUCUGUCAUACCCUGAAUCAUUGGCCUGAGUUCUGGGCUGACUUUCUGGCUUGAUUUAUUCAACCUCGGUUUAUAUCCCUCACGAUCCGGCUUGACUUUGGAACUCUGACUUUGGUUUGUACUCUUGCAUUCUUGGUGGUUCUUUUAUGAACUCUGAUGAUUGAACUCCUGGCCCCUGACUGUUGGACUAUUGUCACCUUGGCUGGUGCUUAGUUUUGCUCCUGACCUGAGUCCAUAGUAUUCAGCUUGUCUGCAUCAAUUGGACUCUUGACCUCGGAUUUUGUGCUGCCGUUGUCUUAUUUUAGUUAGACACUGAAAAAUUUCAG